AUGAGAGAAGUCGUGUUCUUUCGAGUAGUCCAUCAAAUCACCCAACUCCAUAAUUACAGAUCGGCCAAUCUCAUUUACUUCAAUGACUGGGCAAACGAGGUCAAUGAUGUUCGAGCUUUCAAGAUUAAAUGCUACCGUUUGGGUAAUCCUAAGGACAUCUACCUGAGAGAUGCUAUGCUGAACUUAGCCUUUAGUGUUGAUGAUAGAAGAAUUGUUCACAACUACCCUGCUUUUACUCGUCAACAUGUUGACGAGAUGUUUCAAAUCAUCACUAGUUGGGAUAUCUCAGGCAAUUGGGAUUACGAAAAACCUCUCAUGUUUAUAUAUGUGGCUGAAAGGAUGGAUCUUAAUGUGCCACAUUAUUGCUGGUGCUCCAACCUAGACCCUCCAAUGUCUGUAGUCUCCCUAGAUGGAUCAAGAUCACAGUGGAAAUGCGAUCUUUGUUUCUGGAAUUGUGCAGCUUGGGACUUCUGCUAUGCCAUACACUCGACUGCUCGUGCCUGGCCCAUUGAAGAUUACUUGGGUGUUUAUGACAUAGAAGUUUUAUCUAGUUUUACUAAGUUGUGA
Eruca vesicaria subsp. sativa (arugula) is the source of this 567-nucleotide messenger RNA. NCBI's taxonomy places the organism in Eukaryota, Viridiplantae, Streptophyta, Magnoliopsida, Brassicales, Brassicaceae. The record is from the annotation of a GenBank genome assembly.